AUGGCCGAAGAGUUGAUCUCGGUCCGGCCGCUAGCCAACAGCGCACCUAAAUACUUUUAUCCCCCACAAUACUACUUCACACCUGAGCCGUACCACACGACAGCAAUCCCGAAAUACCAUUACCAAGAGCCUGACCACACACCCAGCGCCCUGGAGAAUGUCCGGCACGCCAUUGGUCACGCAUUUCACUCGAUCGAGGAGCUGGGCCACUCUGAGAACGAAUACCCGUUACCCCCUCCUCACGCGGAUAUCCGGGAAUCCAGGACUCGCUACUACAUCGAUGUGGAGCUGCCCGGCGCGCACGACAAGCGCGACAUCGUCCUCAAGUGGACGGGUCUCAACACGCUGUACCUGAAUGCCACCACCAAGCGGCAGCCCACACCGGAAGAUGAGCCCGAGACCGGCGAUGCCGUCCCCGCCUCCCCAUCAAAAUCGCCAGAGCCCAGGCCUGCAGAUAGCCAGAAAGAAGGCGUCAACUCCGAGGAAGGAAAGAAGAAAAAGGCAAAGCCGGAAAAGCCGGUGCAUUUGGUCAGGCACGAGCGACGCUUCGGCAGGCACGCGCGGGCAUUCACUUUCCCCGUCCCGGUUCAGCAGGACGAGAUUACGGCGAAGUUGGCGUAUGGCGUCCUGAACAUCACGGUGCCGAAGGUAGAGGUGGACAAGAAUGCGGAGCAUAAGCACGUUGAUAUUGAGCACGCCGGUCAUUAA
Messenger RNA from Truncatella angustata, 708 nucleotides. RefSeq lists its product as uncharacterized. The record is from RefSeq and is a predicted model, not a curated record. Bases 1 to 708 code for a protein of 235 amino acids. NCBI's taxonomy places the organism in Eukaryota, Fungi, Ascomycota, Sordariomycetes, Amphisphaeriales, Sporocadaceae. The transcript has a single exon. Gene Ontology annotation, biological process: protein folding; protein complex oligomerization; response to hydrogen peroxide.